This is a messenger RNA of Xyrauchen texanus (razorback sucker), 3268 nucleotides long. RefSeq names its product RNA-binding protein 24-like. Lineage: Eukaryota; Metazoa; Chordata; Actinopteri; Cypriniformes; Catostomidae. The transcript has 4 exons. The coding region runs from base 344 to 1036 and encodes 230 amino acids. Gene Ontology annotation, cellular component: cytosol. Gene Ontology annotation, molecular function: mRNA 3'-UTR binding. The record is from RefSeq and is a predicted model, not a curated record.
GCACUUUUUAGAAAUCACGUCAGUUAGGAAGAGCUCGACCCACCUGAUGAUCCUUGGCUCAAUCCGCUCCACAUGAUUUACCAAGGGAGGGCAAAUUAAUCUACCUCUUACAUUAAACACAUCUAAUGCGCUUUUUAUAUUCCUCGGACUCGGAAAUCGACUUUUUGUAACUUCGCGCGCGCGUCUCGUGAACAUUUUAACCGACCAUUAAAGGAGCGAUACAGUUUAUAAUCAAGCCUAAAACUUUGCACUACGUUUGCUAGUUGUUUUAUAUAUAUAUAUAUAUAUACAUACAUACAUAUAUAUAUAUAUAUAUAUUUUGCACUUGAGCAUUUUUGUAAGGAUGCAUACCACCCAAAAGGACACCACUUACACCAAGAUAUUUGUCGGCGGUCUUCCGUACCAUACGACGGAUUCCAGUCUAAGGAAAUAUUUUGAAGUGUUUGGUGAAAUUGAGGAGGCUGUGGUGAUUACCGACAGGCAGACUGGGAAGUCCAGGGGUUAUGGAUUUGUGACUAUGGCAGACCGCUCUUCCGCAGACAGAGCUUGUAAGGACCCCAACCCCAUCAUCGAUGGCAGGAAGGCCAACGUUAACCUGGCUUAUCUGGGAGCCAAGCCACGGGUGAUGCAGCCAGGUUUUACCUUUGGUGUCCCUCAGAUUCACCCUGCUUUCAUCCAAAGACCAUAUGGGAUCCCCACUCAUUACGUGUACCCGCAAGCCUUCAUGCAGCCCAGCAUGGUCAUUCCUCACAUCCAGCCAACCGCUGCCUCCGCCACCGCAUCCUCGCCUUACAUCGACUACACAGGUGCAGCCUACUCUCAGUAUGCCAGCGCAGCAACCGCCGCGGCAGCCGCAGCCUACGAGCAGUACCCUUACGCGGCCUCUCCUGCCGCAGCUGGCUACGUAGCUGCCGCCGGCUACGGCUACGCCAUGCAGCAGCCGCUGGCCACCACUGCACCGGGUUCUGCAGCCGCAGCUGCUGCAGCCUUCGGUCAGUUCCAUCCCCAGCAGCUGCAAGCAGAACGGAUGCAAUAGCAACCAAUGGCGCAAAUGGGAGACAUGCGGGGGGGUUGACGCCCAGCGACUACUAAUAGAUGAAGAUGUGAAGAAUGAUGAAGAAAAUAAUUGCUGGUUGUGGGUUGAUUGCAAAAGGAUGAAGAUGGAAAGAAUUCGGGAGGGGGAUAGUAAUUGGUGGAGAUUAUUAGUGAGGUGGGAACUCCAGUACUUUCCAACUUGCUGUGAUUAAAAUCAAAUUAGAAAACAAAACAAAAAAAGUUUGCAGAAAAGGAAGGAAUCUAGCUUUUUACUAUUAUCAUUAUUAUUAUGUUAUCUUUAUUACUAUAAUUAAUAUUAGAGUAGAAUAUUUAUUGUGAAAGGAGGUAUGCAGCGACUAAUCACUGUGGUAUAGGCGCAUUGUAGACGGAACCUUUAGUCCCUAUGCUGUCAUUAAUGUAGGUGACCGUUUUCUUCAAUGGACACUUGGAAAUGUCCCACAGUGUUUUGAUUCUAGGGCUCCUUUACCUAUAUAUUUAUUCUAAUUUUUUGAAGGGCCGUUUUUGUUCUGUCUUCUCAAGUGCAUUUUUUUUUAUCAUCAGGGAAAUGGAGCAAUUUUCAGCGAAUUAGAAAAGAUAAACUCUGCCAAUCAGGGAUAGUAAACCUAACUGUGGCAAAAUGGAGAGAGAUCCAGUGUUAGCAUGUUUUAUGUGUUCUGAACUACCUUUUUUAUUAUCUGAUGCUGAAUGUCCCCCUUUCUCCUGUCUUGACCUUUUGACCUAUGCAAAGCAAACAAGCCAACAGGGGACAAAACAAAGUGCAGGAAAAGGAGAGAUUUUCUCUAGCUCCUCCACAAUGGGCAUCGAACAAUUUAAAGGCACUCACAAAAGAUGAAAAAACUGAGACAUAUGUAUUAUAUGCUUACAAACACACAUGGACUAACAUAUACGCAGUUGCCCACAAAUUGAAGUGUUAAUGUCUGUCUUUGGGUGAGGAAGACACAUAAACGCAUACACAAAAAGAAAUGACUAUGUAGGGAAAAUGUCUUGCUCAGUGUACUAGAAUCAGGGAGCAACUGUUGUGUUGGAAGAAAUGGGCACUGAUAUACACACCCACAAACAGCUUGCUCUGGAAAGAUCACUGUUGCUUGUUUGAGCUGUCACAGUUUAAUCCUGGAUCCAUUUUGAAACUGGUCCUGCUAUGGCUCCGUCAACAGUCCCUCUCUUUCUAGAGAGGUUUUGGACACUUAUAUCACCCAAGUCCUCUCCCAUGGAUCUCUCUCGUGAGUGACUCCUCGCUGGAUCAAGACAAGGAACCGUGUUAAGAGAGGUGGUUAACGCAAGCUUUUCACCCUAUACAAAUAUACCGCUAUCAGUCAACACAAAUGAUAAAUGAUCUCUGGUUUUUAUAUGUUUAGGAAGAACUAUGUCUAAGCACCAGCACACGUUUAUAAAGUCUAUGUAGUUCAAUGAGCACUAAAGCGAAAAAGGAUCCCAACCCAUGCGUAUGAGGGUGCUUUGUGUGCCUUGCAUUUGUUAUUCUAUUUAAAGAAAAAAAGACGUGCUAUUUAAGAUAUUUAUUUUGAGUUGACUUAUGUUGUGCUCUAAGAUCGCAGACUUAGAAGCGGUACUGUAUGGAUAUAAUGUAUUCAUCUCAUGGCAUAUUAUUCUAAGUUAUUGAGUAGGUUUAGUUGUAGUAUUAUUGACAUACUCAACCAAAAAUGUUGGUGUAGAACUUAUUUAAGAUACAAUUCUGUAUGUGCACUGUACAAUUCUUUAUUUUUUUUUCUCUAUACCUUUUGCAAUUUUAGAACAUGACAUUAAAUAUUGGCUAAUUUAAUGCCUAUUGUAUGACAUUUAUUUCAGGCCUGUUACUCUAGGCGUGUAAGCUCCAUUUGUCAUAUCUAGAACUGUUAAAAAAAAAAACCUGGCAAAACCUAUGGGACAUGCUGCUUCAUACACUAGAAUGUAUUAUUAAUUUCAAGGAUGGAUGCUGUGCUUAUAUUGCUUUAAAUAUGCAUCAGAUGGGCUAUUUUACACUGUUUUAUACUUGAACUCUUUCUUACAAGGGAAAAUAUGAAAAAAAAAAAAAAAAAAGAAACCCCACAAGAAUAACAACAAAAACAAGGACAUUUUUCAUUGUCACUGGAUUUGGGCAUGUAAAGUGUUAUUGACUAUUUAAAUACAAACGUUCUGUUGGUAUUUAAGCCUUAUUUCAGAUUUUCAACACUAUUUACUCUAAAUGGAAAUAAAAGGUUAUAUAUUUAAACCUCAA